Molecule: messenger RNA, 6915 nt
Organism: Symbiodinium necroappetens
Lineage: Eukaryota; Dinophyceae; Suessiales; Symbiodiniaceae
Source: the annotation of a GenBank genome assembly
AUGGCGAGCAAGCAGUCGGAGGAUUUGGAGUCCUCUCAGACCCAGAGUUACGGCGCUGUUGAUGAAGUAGCUGGACAGCAAGCUCAGCAAGCCAAGGGGACUGCCCCCGCCCCGACGGUCGUGUCGGUCUUGCUGCAGGCGAUCAUCUAUGCAUUGGCCAUCCUGCUGCUGACCCUGAUCUUUCUCAUUCCUUCUCCACUUGUUGACCCUAAAGCUGAGGGACACCAUGCCGAGAACAUCAAGCAGGGCCGGCAGAUGGUGAUGCGAAACAUUAUUUACGGGACUUUGUCAGCAGGCUGCCUCGCAUACUUGAUGCAUCUUCUUAAGCAGCCACUCAUACUGGGCUAUUUGCUCGGAGGUGUGCUGGUUGGCCCCAUUGGUCUGCGCCUGGUGGUCGAAGAACAAGAGAUUGCGACCAUAAGCGAGCUUGGCUUGAUCUUCCUUCUUUUUAUGAUCGGGUUGGAGCUGAACGUCAAGGAACUAGCACGACUCGGAAGCAAGAUCUUCCUGCCAGGUUUGAUGCAAUUCCCUAUAUGCGUAGUACUGCACUCAAUCGUCUUUGCUGCUUUGGCCCACUUUGGGUUUCCCAUCUGCCGGUCUCGCCUUGCGACGAUCUAUCUUUCCGUUUGCUGCGGCAUGUCCUCCACGAUGAUUGUGGUGAAGAAGCUCCAGGAUGCGAAUGAGACCAAGACAGAAGCUGGGCAGAUCUCCAUCGGAGUUCUCAUUUUCCAGGACGUGUGGGCGAUCGUGGUUCUGGCACUGCAGCCAAACAUCAACGACCCCCGGCUCUUGGGAAUUGCCCGUACCUUCGCAAUAAUGCUGGCCCUGAUCUGCGUUACGUUCCUCUAUGCUAAAUACGUGCUUCGCCCGCUCAUGAAAGCGGUGGCAGGGUCUUCCGAGAUGAGAAUGAUCCUUUUCGUAUGCUGGUGUUUCUUCGUGUGUGCUGCGGCCAUGUUGCCCUUCGUGAAUGUCUCCACUGAGCUGGCGGCGCUGGUAGCGGGAGCUUCGCUGGCAAGCGCCCCUGGUACACCAGCGAUCAGCAAGACCAUCCGCCACAUCCGUGACUUCUUUGUAACCUUGUACUUUGUUUCCCUGGGUAUGCAAAUCCCGUGCCCCACAAAGCAUGUCUUCUGCUGUGCUUGCAUCGUCUCGGUGGUGGUCAUGGCAACGCGCUGGGUGGGCGUUUUCUGUCCCAUCUAUGGCUGCGGAGGGGAGCUUGGACCUGCAACUCGUUCCACCAUCAACCUCUCGCAGAUCAGCGAAUUCGCCAUGGUCAUCACAGCCAUUGGAUGCAAGCAGGAGCAUGUGCCCAAGGAGACCCUGACCAUACUGUCCUGGGUGUUUGUGAUCCUGGCAGUGCUUUCCUCGCCGCUGAUGGAUCAUGGCUCCUCCAUGGGCGAGCUGCUCUAUGCGAAGGCCUUCGAACUGGAGCAGCGGCUGAUGGGCAGGGACCAGAAGGAAGCUGAGCCGAUGCGGCUGCUGGAGUGCUUCAAGCGCGAGCACUGCUGCCACUACAUACAAGGCUUUGAAGUUGUCCUCGAGCUGUGCAAGAUGCUCGUGCCCGAUAUCGAGAAUCCUUGCGAGAAGGUGUGCGACUGCGAGCAGAACAUGCUUGGCAAUUCCAUCUGCGAUGACCACUGUAACACGGAAGCGUGCGGAUGGGACGGUGGUGAUUGUGAAGGCGAGCCCGUUUUCUGCGAGGAGCGGUAUUGCUACGAGAACUUCUACACUUCCACAGGCGAGCUUGACGAAGAGCGCACUUGGAAUGCUCCGCCCACCUGCAGCACGGACGCAGAAGGAUGUCCCUGCAGCUCGGACUGGGAGGUGGAGUGCGAAAGUUUCGGCAUCAAGUUCUGCGAGCGCAGAGACCAUGGCUGCGUUGAGGAAGUCGCCUGUGACGAGGACGAGCACACAUGCAAGGAUCAGUUCUCGAGCUGGUGCAUGCCAAAAGACGCCGGAGAGUGUCCCGUGAUCUGCAACAGCACCGAGAUCUACUGCUUCCGGUGGCAGUACACGGAGGACGGAGAGCGGGACUACUCGCAGGAACACGAGCAGUUCUGUGCCCCACAGAGCAGCGGUUGCCCUUGCGAUCCGACGCAUGAGCGGAAGUGCCACGACCCUGAGUUUGGAAACAGCUGGUGCCAGCCAGUUGAUGAGAACUGCCCGCUGUUCUGCCUGGACAGCGAGCAGGACUGCUACCAGGUCCAGUACGGGUCUGACGGCUACCCAAACUUCGAGCUGCCCUUCAACCAGUCUUGCCAGCCAGCAGACCAGCCCUGCCCAUGUGAUCCAACUCACGAGGAGCUCUGCCAGGACCUUGUGGGAAGCUGGUGCCAGAGCAAGGUCUAUGGAACCUGCCCUGUGCAUUGCACGGAAGAUCAGAUUACCUGCUGGGUGUCACCCUAUGAUGACACAGGCAUGCUGGACCACGAUGGGCAAUGGACGGAGGUUUGCGCCGACCGGACGGACGGCUGCCCCUGCAACACGCUCUGGGAGAAAUCGUGCACUUUCGAAGGGGACAAGUUCUGCAUCCCCGUGUCUGAGCAAUGUCCUCUGGACUGUGGAGACUUGGGCAUCUGCUACCACUACGGCUCGGGCAAUCAGAGCUGCGCCACGACGUCGGGCUGCAACUGCGAGACUGACGAGCUGAGAUGCCUGAACACGGAGACGAACCUCUACGAGUGUGAGCCGAGCGAGUGGUAUGCAGACGGGCAGUGUCCGUUGCGCUGCACGGCCGAUGAGCUCUACUGUGGCAUUGUUGCUUUCGAUGCGAACGGUGCCUGGCAGUGGACAAGCGAGUAUUGCUACGAGGGGGAAGACUGUCCGGUCGUCUGCGAUGAUGCAACAGCGCAAAGGUGCCAAGACGGUGAAGACAGCUUUCAUUGCGUUCCCAAGACUGAAUCGUGCCCGGUUUACUGCAAUGACGAGCAGAAGUACUGCUGGGUUGUAAACUUCGACGGCAAUGGAGGAAUGACCGGCUUUGUGGAGCAAUGUGCACCCAAGUCAGAGCCGUGCCCUUGCGGAGUCGGUGCGACGCAGUGCACAAACCCCUACGAAGCCGACUACGAGCCAUACUGUGAAGCCGCGUCGAUCGGGUGUCCCGUCUACUGCCACCCAAUCCGAGAGAAGAUGUGCUAUCCGUUUUCCUACACUCCACAAGGCCAACCUGAUUGGAAUGCACCAGUUCUGGAGAGCUGUGCAAAUGUGUCAAAGUCGUGCCCCUGCGGCGCAAAUGCUCAGAUGUGCAGAUGGGUGGAUGAAUUCGGGCAGCAGGAGGAGUUCUGCGAGCCGAACACCGUUACGUGCCCUGUGACCUGUGCAUCAGAUGAGAAGAAGUGCUUCGUCUUGGACUACGACAAGCGCGGCAAUCCACUAGAAGUUCGGGAAGUCUGCGAGAAGCGAGCCAACCCCUGUCUGUGCGGUACGAACUCCCAGCGAUGCUACGACCCUUUUGCAGACGAUCACUAUUGCUACCCACUUUGGGACAGCGAGACGAACAGCUUCUGGGAAGCCCGCGGCAUGCUGUGCAGGGUGGCUGUUGGCUUGGCAUGUGGGACAGCAGCUCUGUGGCUUCUUGUGCUCCUGCACGAUAGCCUCCGCCGGAUGGUAAAUCCAGGCAUCGGCAGCAAGGUUUUUGAAGAGCGGUCUUUACCGAAGUUGUUCUCGCCCACAUCAACGAUUUCCACGUGGGCCACAUCGACUCAGAGUCCUUCAACUGUCUCAAACAGGAUUCUGCAAGCCGCAGGAAGUGCCACAGGAAUCGCAGGACCUCCGCUACCCAUCCACGACGGUAAGAGCAAGAGCAGGGCUCCGAGCAAAGGCGGCGCAGGAACCCUCUGGGAGGAGCUUCCCGUCGUCAAAGGCUAUUCAUUCAGGGGACAGGUCGCAUGCGGAGACUAUGCAUGGAGAGGCUCAGUGCCAGGCGCUAGCGAGACCAACUGGAAGACUGCUAUCGUGAUUCCCAUCCCUGCCAGUAGAGGACUCAGCAGCAUCAUGUUUUGGCAGGUCAAGUUCAUGGUAGCAUGGAUGCUGCGACGGCCAAUCUUGCUGACCUCAGAUGGUCCACUUUUCAAGCUCCUACACUCCAGGCACCGGCCCGAAACGAUGCAAGUCUCAAACAUCACAACAAAGGCCUUGCUCAAGAAGCUGGGAGCGACCGUAGAAGCAGAUAAGUUCCACACCAAGUUCCGGGACAAAGAUGAUUGCAACGCCCAUUUCUUGGAUGUCUACUCUGGUAGAUACUCGAGCAUCAAUAUCUUGAAUUCACCUUCAUAUUGGAAGCUCUCCCCGAAUGCAAGCCUCUUCCUUGGAGUUGGAAGCAAGAACCUUCGGACUCUGGGGAACAUGGUACCACUUGAGUGCAGAAACCGAAUGAUGCGGCAGUUGAGCUCGAAUGGAUGGAGUGGGUAUGAUCAGGCCAGGGCCAUGGUCAUCGUAAGAAAAUUCAAGCUCUUCGGCAAGUGCGCGAUGCGAUUUGCUAUGGGCGAUCCGCAGCCGGACAUGCUCCGCUUCCUGCAUCCUGUUUUGAAAGAGCUGGCAACUACGAAGGCUUUCCUGGUGGGCAUCCAUAUCAGGAUGGGGGACACGAGAAUGAGCAAAGAGCUCGGAAGAGUUUCCGGCGCCGACGACGACCAGCGGUUGCAGGUUCCUCUCCAGUACUAUCUGGUCCACGUGAACAGCUUGCUGCAGACGCUGUCCUGGGCGCUGAGACCCCUGGACGCUCAGCCAGUGGUUUUCGUUGCAAGCGACAGUGCGAAGGCGGUGGAUGUGACGAAGAGGAAGCUCGCCUUCAAGGUCUUGUCCAAUCCGGGCCUGUCAGUGCACUCCACCGACAAGAAAGCCAGCUUUCUCGAGAUCCAGAAGGUCUACGCAGACUGGUACCUCCUGGCCUUGAGCGGGAUCCUGCUUAGCCCGAGCCCGGGGACCAACUGCAACGACGGCUGUGGAAGCGGCUUCUCGAAGACCGCAGGACAGCUUGGCAUGCCUUGGAUGUCUGUCCUCGGCCGGGAUAUCACCACUGCAGACAUGGAAAAGGUGCGGAAGCUUCCACUUGAGGCUUUGGUCGAGCAGGGCAUUUACAAGAGGCGCGCCAGCAAACAGGCGGUGGUUGAGAUGAGCAGAGCUGUCAUCUGUGGGGUCGUGAUGCGAGGGAUUGCGAGGGUGUGCGAAGAGGUCCACGCGAUGUCGCGAUACUUCAACGCCCACGAGCUCGUCCGUGCCAUGCGCUGCCCUGUCUUCUGCACGGCGGACCAAGACAUAUGCUUCAUUGACAGCUUUACUGCCAAUGGCGACUGGGCCAGUGUGGAGAAACAUUGUGUUCCACGGGGAGCGUACUGUGACUGCUCCAAGGGUCAGAAUGCCUUCUCCUGCAACCACACAGAAGCCGGGGUGACAUUCACCGAGUGCCUCCCCAUCAAUGGUGGCUACUGCCCUCCUACCUGCAGCGCUGGGCAAGUUCAGUGCCCUGAAGUGGAUGACUACCGGCCCGAUGGCACUUGGGCAGGCGUUUCGCAGCCCGCGGUUCAUUGCGCAGCUAGCCUCGAAGCAUGUCCCUGCGGGAAGAUGGCAAAGAACUGUGGAGGAUUCAUGGGCUGCAUCUUCAAGGACGAGCUCUGCCCGGUUACGUGCAAAGCAAACGAAAAGAAGUGCUUCGUCUAUGAUUUCGCCGAGAACGAAGACUUCCUCGGCGAGCGCGAAGUCUGUGUGGCGGAGGAUGCUAAAUGCCCAUGUGGCAAGAACACACGUCGAUGCCCCGGCGAAAACCUGUGCUUGCCGACGUCUCAGACGCAGGUGCUGUGCCCUUGUCUUGAGUCCCAGAAGCAGUGCGACGUCAGAGACUUUACAGCAGCAGGCAAAGUUGCUGGACUCUCCACAGUUUGUGUCAGCCGGAGCACGAAAUGCCCCUGUGGCAACAACACGCUGACGUGUCCAGAUCCGAACGAUGCAGAGUCGAACAUCUGCAACCCGAAGUUCAGCGGCACGCUGCUGAACCAGUGCCCAAAGCCCUGUACGCCAGCUGAUGAAGCUGCCGGCAACAAGACUUGCAUCCAGACUCAUCUUACGGACGCUGGCGAAUUCCAGGCCGAAACCAUUAGCUGCCUGCGGCCAGAGAGGUGCCUUCCAGGGCGGAAUAUGAAGAAGUGUCCGUCUGGAUCCGUGAUCCCCGCGGGCAAGCAGUGCCAGGACCUAUACAACGCCGGAAGCAGUAAUACUACGGCCAUCAGCAGCGGAGAGCAGCAGUCGUCCACAGUGAUCUUGACGCUAGAGACGACCAGUGCGGAUGCCCAGGGCAAGUCCGAGGACGCCCGGGUCUUGCUGAACGCGCAGUUGCAGCUGCCGAGUGGGCUCCAAUCCACGCUGGCUCUCAAGGGCGGCUCGCGCCGUCUUGGCCGCUGGCUCUCCGGAAGCGGCUCGGUGCUCUCGUACAGCAUCUCAAAUGCAGGAGCUACAACUGUGUCACCGGAGGCAGUGGCAGAGCAGAUGAAGAAGCAGGUAAAGAGCAGCAGCGCUGGCAUGGUCAGCGCCCUCUCUUCCAUGGGUAACGUUGACACCAAGGCCGGCGUGGCCAUGACCUCCAAAACCCGCACCGUCAAGUCACGGGUCGAGGCAGUCCAAGAGAAGACGAAGGCGGCUCUCGGUAUCACGACCCCGACCACUACGAGCACCACGACCACCACCACGACCACGACGACCACGACGACCACCAGCACCACGAGCCAAGAGUCCACCACGACGACGACAACCUCAACCACGUCGGCUUCCGAGGAUGGUGACGGUGCCAACUCGACAUUGGAGCCCACCAGCACCAGCUCUACCCUUCCUGAAACCACGGAAGGACUUAUUUCCAGCCUUGCACGAGACAGGCUGGUGCUCCGAGUCGCGAUCUCGGUGCUGGCGAUGGCACUCCUGCGGUAG